Messenger RNA from Acanthopagrus latus (yellowfin seabream), 4860 nucleotides. RefSeq names its product TGF-beta receptor type-2-like. The transcript is spliced from 10 exons. Lineage: Eukaryota; Metazoa; Chordata; Actinopteri; Spariformes; Sparidae. The record is from RefSeq and is a predicted model, not a curated record. Gene Ontology annotation, molecular function: ATP binding; transforming growth factor beta receptor activity, type II; SMAD binding. The coding region runs from base 111 to 1865 and encodes 584 amino acids. Gene Ontology annotation, cellular component: signaling receptor complex; plasma membrane. Gene Ontology annotation, biological process: transforming growth factor beta receptor signaling pathway; protein phosphorylation; heart development.
CUACAGCUGCUGAGCGCACAACACAGCGGACAUACUAAACUCUUUCCUCUGUCUCUCUUGAACUUGAGCUUUUAAGUGAAUGAGAGUCUUUGGGUGGAGGACACAGAAACAUGGAGGGACAUUGCUACUCUUUGUCUUUACGUGGAGUGUUAUCUAUCUUUCUAUUCACGGUGCUGCUGGAGCCCGGAACUGCCGGUAUGCCUCUUGUUUACCAAAUGAGGCAGCUGUGUAAGUUCUGUGAUCUGGAGCUGUCCUCAUGUAGUGGUACAGAGACCUGCUUGUCCAAUUGCUCCAUCACAUCCAUCUGUGUGGACCCCAACGAGGUCUGUGUCGCUAUCUGGAGAAAGAAUGAGACAGACUUUUCCAUCGAAUCUCUCUGUCAUGACCCAUCCAAGCCACUGUAUGGCAUUAUGCUGGAUGACUACAACAGCUCCACCUGUGUGAUGAAGGAGAAGAACACAACGAGUGGGAUGGUUCACCUUUGCUCCUGUACUGGCGAGGAAGAGUGUAAUGACAUGUUGUUAUUUUCUCCCAUUGUGGAUCCCACUUCUGACGACCCAUUGGUGUCUGUUAUCCUGGUGAGCCUGCUGCCCCUGCUGGUGAUGGGGAUUGUGAUUGUGGGAAUGUUCUACUGGUACCGAGCCCAUCGCCAACAUAUGCUCAACCAAGAAUGGGAGAGCAGCAUUAAGAAGCGUAAGCCAAAAGCCAGUGGGCUGGACUGCAGCGAUGCCUGUGCCAUCAUGAUAGAUGACGACAGGUCAGACAGCAGCUCAACGCAUGCCAACAGCCUGAACCACAACACCGAGCCUCUGCCUAUAGAGCUGGAUCUGUUGGUAGGAAAGGGUCGUUUUGCCCAGGUAUACAAGGCUAAGCUGAAGCAGACAACCUCAUAUCAGUUUGAAACAGUGGCUGUUAAGAUCUUCCCCUAUGACGAGUAUGCUUCCUGGAAGAACGAGAAGGACAUCUUCUCCAAUACAGAUCUCAGACACGAGAACAUCCUUCUCUUCCUAACAGCUGAGGAUAGGAAGGUGGAGAAACAGUACUGGAUAAUCACUGCCUUCCACUCCAGAGGAAACCUGCAGGAGCACCUGAUUCAUAAUGUGAUCAGCUGGCAGGAGCUGCAAGUGCUGGGAAGCUCUCUGGCCCAAGGAGUCGCCCACCUCCACAGUGACCGUCUCCCCUGUGGUCGUCCCAAGGUGGCCAUAGUCCACCGGGACUUAAAAAGCUCAAACAUCCUGGUGAAGAAUGACCUGACGUGCUGCCUGUGUGACUUUGGUCUGGGUCUGUGUCUGGACAGCAGCCUUUCCGUGGAUGAUCUUGCCAACAGUGGACAGGUGGGUACGGCACGUUACAUGGCCCCGGAGGUGCUGGAGGCUCGUCUGAAUCUGGACAACAUCGAGUCCUUUAAACAGACUGACAUUUACUCCAUGGCCCUUGUGCUUUGGGAAAUGACGUCGAGGUGUGAAGCUAUUGGAGAGAUGAAGGAGUACGAGCCUCCAUAUGGCUCAAAAGUGCGAGAGCACCCCUGUGUGGAGAGCAUGAAGGACAAUGUGCUGAGAGACAGAGGAAGACCUGAGAUCCCAGACACUUGGCUCAGGCAUCAGGGUGUUGCAGUGAUCUGCGCAACCAUCAUGGAAUGUUGGGAUCACGACCCUGAGGCCCGACUCACUGCCCACUGUGUUGCUGAACGCAUCUUUGAGUUGGAGGACGAGCUGGACAAACUGUCCAGAUGCAGCUCCUCAGAAGAGAAGAUCCCUGAGGAGCUGAAGAUGCCCAUAGAGGUGGAGAUGCCAGAGGAGAUGGGUAAAAUCACAGAAAUACAGGACAUCAUAGCCAUGGACUGCUCUGUGUGUGACGAGAAGUGAGAGGAAGAUCUGAGGGAGAUUACUCUAUUCAUUCUACUUUGAUAGGAUGGAGGAAAGAUCUUGAGGAGUUAAGGUCCAGGCUACAGGACUUUGAGUUGAGUUGCAGAGCCAUAUCUUCUAGGCCAGCUGAGAGGGAUGCUGGGUUAUGCUCUCAGACUUCAGUACUUCUAAAAUGUAACAACUUGCCUUAAUCAGAUGAAAAGCCAAAAAGCUCAAGUAAACUGGAAGCUUACAAAGAUUUGUUGGGCAUGGAGGCACUAAGAGUUUUUGCUCUCUUUAUUAAAAAACAAAGGCAAUAAUUAUUAAACCAAAGACAUUUGAUGUGCGCUUCACCCUGUAAUACUGACAGAUAUAGCAUAUGUUCAUGUAUUGUCAUAUGUUGGAGUUAAGGUGAGUUGAUGCCUAAACGUGCCUUUGUCUGUACAACUUUGAGCCAGCAGAUAUAUUUCCUUAACAUUACUGAUGCUGUGGACUCCAUCUUCUACAGCAGGAAUCCAAAUUACUGUGUGUGCGUGUGUGUGUGUGUGUGUCUGUGUCUGUAUCUACCCUGUUAUACUUAAACUUUGUUUGCCAGGUAAAACAAGCACUAUGUACAUAAAGACAAUAAGUGUAUAUAUGUGACAAUCAGUCAAAAGAGGGAAAGUAAUGUUUUAUAUCUAUAUCAACAAAAUACUGAGAAGAUUGCCAAGAUCUUGGCUUACCCUGCCUUACAUACAUUAUGUGUUAUAUGUGAAUCUUGUAAAUCGUUCAUGAAUUAAUUAUGUAUACAUAGACUCUCUCCUUACUUUUCUGUAAACCAACCAAACCUGGGAGUAAGAUAUGAUCUUGUACAUUUUCUUUGUUAUUCAACACCCCUAUCUUUUAUUUUGCUGGACAGACAAGAUAGGGUGAAUUUGUGAAGUUUUUCAGUGCCUGCCAUGCAAGGUGUUGACCAGCAGUACCUUGCCCAAGAACACUUUGACAUGCUGACCAGGGGAAUAAAACCAGCGACCUUCCAAUAAAAUGCCACAGGCUCUACCCCUGAGUCACAGCCAGUGGUGUAAUAGUCACUGGAGAAGUGGUUGUACUCUCAAUUUUUCCCCUUCCACCUACCGUAAUUGAUGUGUUUAUCUGAAGUUGGGCCAGCAUUGGCUUUGGCUGUGGGCAAAGAGGCAGCAUCUCCUUCACUGACAGCAUCCUCUCCAACAGGGGUGGGGGGCAGAGCGGGCAUCAACGUUGGGCUUAACUGUACCGGUGUAGCAUCACUUACAUUAGCUGAGCUGCUGGAUGAUGUUGAUAAGUGAGGACAUUAAUAAUUCUGAAAUGAAAUUCAUCCUCAUCUUACCGGUUGAUUACAAAUCCUGAAGGCAGUUCGUUUAUUUGUCAUUAUACAACAAAGGGUUGCAAAACAAAAUGAAAGUUCUGUACUCCUGCGUGAUCCAUAGUUAGAGACUAUUCAAAAUAUUGGGAUAUUUAUAGUAAGUGUUUCACCUGAUUGCAUAUAUGCACCCAUAACCCAAUAUGUUUAACUUAUUUUGAGUAUUGCAUAUGGUUAUUUGUAUAUACUUGAUGACGUGGUGCAUAUUUUUAACAGCAGCAACAAGAUUGUGAUGGUUUUAGUCACUAUGUAGUUAUGAUGGAGGCCUACAGAACAAAUAACAAUCCCAAAGUAAUACCAGACUACUUCAUCACAUCACUUGCGUGCUUGGAUGAAUGCCCAGAUAAACUGCAAACGGACAUAGGCAUGGAAAUUGGGCACAUCAAAAAACUUGUUUGUCUUUUUGUGCAGCAACCCCACUGAUAGUUUUGAAAUCCAAAGUUUCAUUUAUGUACCAGCAGACUGAAUCAUGGUGGUGAAAGUGCACAGUUUUGGAUCAAUGUUUUCCAAACCCUUCAGGAUGACAGGUUACUUUUCUGAUGAUAUCAGGGAUGGAAGCCAAUUCUACUUCCUGAAUCUUGUUACCCCUGUCUUCCUCUCCUUAAUUCACCUGAACUGAAAUAAACAAAGUCAUAUGUAAGUAAAGUUUUGAUCAGAGCACAUGAGGGAAAGGUUAACAGGACAAGGAGGAGAUAACAUGUUUUUUCCUCUUUCCAUAACACAAUUACACACAUUGGUGUAACGUAACAAAGUACAUUUACUCAAAAACUUUACUUAUGUUCAAAUCUGAAAUAUUUAUAUGUCUAUUCAAGCAGUUCCAUAUUAUGUAACUUAUACUUGCACUUCACUACUGAGAGAUUUUUUUUUUUUUUUUUGCGCCACUACACUACGACAGCUUUAGUUACAAGUUACAGAUCAAUAUUUUUCACCCCGUACCUUUGGAGUUAAAUUCAGAACAAGAGAAGACAAAAACAUUUGCCAUGCUGUCAUUGAGAUCUACAAUAAGAACCUAAACCAGAGGCAACUGGACUCCUUCUUACAAAGUUAUGAAUGAAAAUGUGAAACAUUUACAUUUAGCUCCACUUAGAGAGAUGUAAUAGGCAAUAGCCGGUAACACUAUCCAUCAAUUUGCAAACGUUAUGUAAAUAGACUGGCAUUUCUCCAAUAACGAAAACAAACAUGUAUCUCAGAUAUACUUCAUACAAGAAAAGUGCAAAGGCAGGCGAACGGUCUACCUAUUUUGACUCACACUGUUCCAUAGAUGUAUGGCACUGAGGACGAUCUCAAAACAACAGACAUGGAUGAGCUGGCCAUCUGUAAGGCAGAGUACACACCCAAAGGCCAAAAUCCAUGUGAUGAAACUGUUUUUUAUUUCUGCUGUCUUCCUGUCUUCUGAUGCAGGGAAAGAAUGGGAUACUUCUACAGAUGCAUUUUCAGCUGCUGAACUGUACACCUUAUUGAGAGCUGAAAUUGUCUGAUGGUAGAAAAUUGUCUUUGCAGUGGCUGGUUUAUUACCAACAAGUUAUAGUUGUCAAGGCCUUACUUUUGAUGCAGUGACAAACAUUAUGUUAUGAAACAACAUCAAUGUAAGAAAACUGAAUAAACUUGUUGUAUUAUUAAAGGUUUUAGUAUUGAUGA